Messenger RNA from Ichthyophthirius multifiliis, 567 nucleotides. RefSeq names its product DNA-directed polymerase II polypeptide E, putative. The record is from RefSeq and is a predicted model, not a curated record. Lineage: Eukaryota; Ciliophora; Oligohymenophorea; Hymenostomatida. Gene Ontology annotation, cellular component: RNA polymerase II, core complex; RNA polymerase III complex; RNA polymerase I complex. Gene Ontology annotation, molecular function: DNA binding; DNA-directed RNA polymerase activity. The transcript is spliced from 4 exons. Gene Ontology annotation, biological process: DNA-templated transcription.
AUGGCCAGAGAUAGAGGAUAUUCAAAAGAUGCUAAUAUAAAUCUUUAAUAAUAUGAUUCAGAUGAUAAUUUAAAUGGUUUAAUUUCAAAGGUUAAAGAAAGAGGAUUGGUAGUAGAUUUUAUUCCUCCUUUUCGUCAUGAUUUUAAUUUUGAUGAAUUGAAUAGCAAGGCAAUGAGAAUGUAUUAAUAUUUAUAAGUUUUUCACUGUAAAAAAGAGCCCUUAUCAGAUAUAGAAUUGAAAUUAUACGCAUAAUAAGCAUAAUAAUAUGUUAAGGAAGAUUAGGAUAAUGACCCUGAUGGUUACUUUUUUUUUAAUUGUAUUAUUCUUGUUCAUGGAAACCCUGAAGAUAAAAAAAUAGUUUCUAAAAAAGCCUAAGACUUUAAACGGCUUACUUAAAUCAAAAAAAGAUAUUGUUUUACCAGUAAUAUAACAGAUUCUCAAUUACCAAAAAUAUUACCCACAGAUCCAAUUAAUAAGUAUUUUGGUCUUAGGAUAAAAUAGGUAUUUAAAAUAGAAAGAGAUUCAGAAACUGCAGGAAAAUAUAUUACCUAUAGAAUAGUUAGUUGA